Spirometra erinaceieuropaei is the source of this 14529-nucleotide messenger RNA. NCBI's taxonomy places the organism in Eukaryota, Metazoa, Platyhelminthes, Cestoda, Diphyllobothriidea, Diphyllobothriidae. The record is from the annotation of a GenBank genome assembly.
AUGGAAGUUGACAAACGUCGUACCUAUCCUCAAGGGAGAAGCACGACUCUGUCCGACCAACUACUGACCGGUGAGUGGCAUGCAUUUGCUGCAAACUGAUGGAAACGUUUGUUAAAAAUCAAUUACAUCACUCAAUACAUUCCGCUGUCACAACACUUCAGUUCAACAUGGCUUCUGCAAAAAUAGGUCUUGCCUCACAAACCUGCAUACGUCACUCGAACAUUGGUCAAAGGCCAGGGAUGAAGGACACCCAGUUGAUGUCAUUUACUUCGACUUCACCAAGGCGUUCGAUUGCGUCUCACUUAAGCGCCUCAUUCAAAAGUUGUCAGAAGUAGGGAUGGAAGGAAAUCUUCUGAACUGGAUUCAAGAUUACCUUAACGGUCUACGACAAAAAGUCAUUGCGGGUGGCUACUGCUCAGAAUGGACACCUGUUACAAUUGGAGUCUUACAGGGGUCAGUUCUUGGUCCGCUCCUAUUCAUUAUCUAUGUAAAUGACCUAGUACGGGAAGUGAACUCGGAAAUAGCGCGCUUUGCAGACGAUCUUAAACUUUGGAGAGCGAUAAAAGAUGAAGAUGUCGUCAAUAUAGUACAAGAGAACGUCAAGAAUUUGCACGCAUGGAGGGAGAAAUGGUGCAUGAAAUUCAACGUCAAAAAAUGUGCGGUAAUGCAAGUGGUAUCAGCGAGGCGAAGAACAAAUGCACCCACACGACAGUAUCUCCUUGACAAUCAACCAUUUUAAACCGUCGCUGUGCAAAAAGAACCUGGUGUAUUUAUUAAAGACGAUCUGGGCGCCACCACGCAGUGUUCUAAAGUCGCAGCGCGGGCGAUGCCAAUUAUGAGCGCAAUACACAAACCGUUUAAUUACUUGAAUAAAGAUGCACUUGACAAAGUAUACGGGACAUUUGUGCGGCCACACCUGGAAUAUGCGGUACAGGCUUAACGGCCGUGGCUUCGGAAGGAUAUAGAUAUCCUUGAAGGUGUACAACGGCGUGCUACAAAGGCUGUUCAUGGCCUCAAAAAUGUCACGUAUGAGCAGCGCCUGACGGCCUUGAACCUCUAUCCCCUCCACUACACGCAGGAGAGAGGUGACCUCCUAGCAACGUUCCAGGUGGUAAAAGUACUUAAUCUGGAUGUCGGCUGGGAAACGUUUUUUGAAAUGACAGACGAGUCUAAUCUCAGACGACAUUAUUACCAGCUUAAAAUGGAACUAUGCAUCACAAAUCAACGUUCCUCCUUUUUCUCACAGAGGGACAUUCGCCAAUGGAACUCGUUGCCGGAGUAUGUUGUUAAUUCUCCUACCGUGAACGUGUGCAAAAGACAACUGGAUGCUCACCUGCUGAAAGGCAACCUGAAUUGCCGAAGCUCGAUCUAACGGAUUACGGAAAUGACUAUACAUAUACCACUAACAGGAUUAUUACAGAUCCUUUUUUGUGCGAUACACUUAGCUCAUAUGGAAAUUUUCACAGUCCGAGUGCGGUAAACAAAGUUUUUCGCAGUUAUUUCGCGAAUUUCUUACCAAUUUCGCCUUUAUUUUACAUUAUUAGAUUUAUGAAAUCUCCUAACUAAAACUGCAAGCAAAUGUUUUGCAAUUUAACUAUUUUCCCUUACAUCUGUACCCUCUAAAUGGAGCUUUCAGGGCUUCUAUCGUUUACUCCAAAUAUACUGACUGAGUCUGAAUCAACGACUACUUCUCACGACCUCAUUCCAUAACUCAAAGUCCGUUAUCUUGUAAAAUUUACUUCUUGUUUAUUGUCUGGUUACCGCUCCCAUUUCCGUCGGCGUAAGAUAACGUAGGAUAUGACUUCCUGUAUAAAUCCAGGCGAUCUGUGUUUUCUUUCAUUUUGUCGGCCAACUGUUUAGCAUGCUGCCCCUUUACUAUUAAGCUCGUAUGCCACAAUCCACAAUCUACUGACAGUUAAAAGGGGUCCUUCUCUAUAGCGUUGUCAACUCGCCGUCAGGCUGUCUCCUUAUGGCCUCUUUAAGUCCAGUGUGGCUGCUUAGUCCUGAGAUUUACGUACGUGAUAACCAAGGACAUUUGUGGGCUGCAGGAAGGUCCAACGCCCGUUCGUGGAGUCGGAAUCGGAGUAGCAAAACUCUAGUGUUAGCCGUUCUGCUUCUGUUUUCCACAGCCUGAGAUAACAGCACUCCGGAGAUCGAAAUUUUGCCUAGUUUCCCCAACGGGCGUUGCUGGUUGACAGUUUAGGUCUAACAUCUGAAUCGACGAUUUGUGCUCUUGUAGGCGGAUCUGGAAUAUCCGCCCCGCUGCCCCAGCAUAUUUACAGUCGCCCUCAUUGUAACUUAUUUUGUGGACAACUGCUGAGAUUUCAGCGGGUGGCAGUGUGUCCUUAGAUUGCAUCAGACGUCGCCGAAUUACUACCUGUGUUUUAUGCUUAUGCGUAAUCUGGGGGCUUGUAGCACUUGAGACACCGUCAUGGAGACCCCAUUAACGUAGGAGCUGACCUUCCGAAAUUCGGCUUACUGUUCAUUUGGCCGUCGUCUGUGUGUUGGGCGUCUGUUUCUCUUAGUAAACUUUCAAGGAUAAACAAUGUCUUCAAAUAGGUCCUGCAGGUACGUUCGUUCGACCCUUUUAUAGUCUGGCAUGCUGCUGUACUUUACGAAUCUUUGUAAUAGAGUGUGGACGCAUCUGGUUUCUUAAGUUUUUUUGAGCAGAAAAUUUACUUAAAUAUGAAAAAGACAACACUUACAAUUCCAGAGAGUCAGUUAAGUUCAGUCAGAUCCAGUUUUUUGGGAGAAUCGUACGUGCUGAACCUCUGAGCUCUCUGUUUGUUACUAGGAAGUGAAUUAAAAGAGCGUUCUGAAAAUAAAAACAUCAGACAUCUACAUAAUCAUUUUCGAAACAAUGCAGUAAAACUAAUUGGUUCAAACCUUAAAAACACUGAUAUUAUUAGGCGCACUACACAGUAAUCAGCCUAUACCUAAUUGUACGAUCUCAGUACGUAGUGAAUGCCGAAAUUCCCAUUCAAUGGACAUCGGACGGUAACAAAAUAUAAAAACAUAACGUUACUGAUAUACAGUGCGUAGUGUUACAUAAACAAUAAACUGUUAGAACGCAGCUGAAAGUCGAUAUCGGUCGAGUGACAUUAUGAUGUGUGGUGGGAUGCUUCUCCGACUUGCGCUCAAAGUCUCGACCGAUGUAAACAUGACAAAAUCUUCAGGCAAAGCAUUUCAAGUUUCAAUCACUCUGUUGGAAAAGAAGAACUUUUGCGUGUCAAGGCCAGCGCCAGUCACAUGUAGUUUGAGUGGAUAACCUCAAAGUUUUGUUGUUGCAGCUAGUUCAAAGAAGUCUGCAGGUAAAAGACGGCAGAGUCCUUUUUAAAGGAGCCGAUCUGUCUUGCAUCCUCAUAAAAUCACAGACAAAGACAAGGAAGACUGGAAUGGCCAUUUCUGGCUUAUUAGCCGUCGUCAGCCAGCCAAACCCAAGCCCGGAGGCUGUAACACCCGAGUCCCAAACUCGCGAUCUGUUGGUGUAGAAGUCCACGUCUCUACCCAGCGGACCACGAGCCCGUUGCCCUGUCGGUUUUCGAUCGGGAAUAUACAGUGGUAGGGGGCGCUCACCGAUCGCAAAUACGGAACUCACUCGUUCCGUUGUCGGUAAUAGCAUUCUGCCUAUAUAUCAUGCGCCGCUGUGCGGCUGCUGGUUGGGCUCGAGAGAGAGCCCUUAAGGCACGACGGAACGAGUGAGUUCCGUAUGAACGAUCGGUCAGCGCCGCCUACCAUUGUAUAUUCCCGAUCGAAAACCGGCAGGGCAACGAGUUCGUGGCCCGGUGGGUAGAGGCGUGGACUUCUACACCAACAGAUCGCGAGUUUGGAGCUCGAGUGUUCCAGCCUCCGGGCUUGGGUUUGACUGGCUGACGACGGCUAAUAAGCCAGAAAUGGCCAUUCCAGUCUCCCUUGUCUUUGUCGGUAAUAAUAUUCUGCCCAUAUAUACAUAUAAUGAUAGGGCGCUCACCGAUCGUUCUUACGGAACUCACUCCUUGCGUUGUGCCUUACGAGCCUUACGUAUGUGCCGCAUUCAUAUAGUAAGUAAUCCAUAUGCAGUGUCAAUGCGCGCGCUUUGACACGCAUGACGUUUUUCGUAAAAUGCAAAUUACCUACGCUUUGGCGAAAGAGAGCACACACACACUCACUUUACAUGGGCUGUAUCACGUAUCCCAUGCAAUGUCGUCCAUACUUUUUUGUAAAAGUUGAAGAUGCCUUCCAUACUUAAUUUUAUUUUUAAGGUGGAUUUCAAGGAAGAGCCCGUUCCUCUUCCUAUGGAAUAUAAACUUUCCAUCUAAAGCUACGUUAUUAUGCGAAAUGUAACGCAUGCGCAACCGCUAAGUUUGAAGCAGACAGGUUUUUAUUCAGGUUUCUGAGGAUGCGAUUUGUUGCGUAAAAUGUCAGCGCCUUGCAAACAAUUCUGGUAAUCAACCUGAUCAAUUGUUAAUAAAUGGAGAGAGAUAGAUGAAGUUGAUCAUAAAAUUGGCUUAUUUACGCCACAAAUUACGGCUUCCAUUUCAAUUCGUUGCAAUAUAAUUAGGCAACUUGUCAGUGGACCGGGAAUUUCAUGACACAUAACCAUUUUUCUACGUGCAUAUUAAACAUUUACAGACCAAAUCAGCAAUUUCGAUAAUUCUAGUAAGAAGCCGUGUGCUGCCCGUAUAUAAGAUUAUUAUUUUUAAAACAACUCAGAAAUUUUACUUUACCAUGCGCAUGAAAAUAAUGCCAAAUAAUGUUGUUUAUUUGAUGCAAGCGGAAAGUCUGUCCACCAGCAGAUGUUGCGUUUAGAUAUAAAGAAUCACGACUCCUCAUUCAUUCCCAUGGCUAUCAUCAUAAUCACUGCAUUGUUCAAUGCGCUGAAGUUGUUUAGUAGUAAUGCGAUUUUUCGUCCCACACCAGCCCUCUUCUGGCACAGUCUCAUUUCCAUCCCUCUCUUCAAAUAAUCUGGUCCACUGCACCAAACUGCCGCUGUCACACACGACUACAGUAUUACGUAUUGUACACGACGUAUAUUUUUCCAUGUACCCUACAAAUAGGUAAUAACAUCACUUUAUUAAAAUAUAUGCAAAAAUGUGUCUUUUUUAACCGAACUCAUGCUGCUCGUCUGUCGCGGAAUGGUAAAGUUAUUCAAAUGUUGCGAUUGAAAGUAAAAUCGAUUUAGUUGGACUGUUGCAAGUUAUGGAAUCUGCCACAGCGUCCCAGUGUAGGCCGAAGACGCUGUGUCACGAAGCCAAAGAAAUUAUUCGUGCCUAGAAAAGCAAAUCGGUCAAAGAAGAGAGCACGGCAUUUAGUGCAUACGCUACCUACGAGAUGUUCAUCUAACGGAGUCUUUCGGUGGACGUUUUGGAGGUAGGCGAGAUUGCAUUUGCAGAGCCGGAGCAGCAAUAGCUUUGGCGUUCAGCACAUGUUUGUCUUCCGUCUUCGUGUCAUCAAUUAGGUCAGCGUCUUUGGUGACUUACAUGCAUGUAUGAAAAAUGCAAAAAAGUCGUCACAGAUGGAACCGUGAUACCCGUUGUUUAUAUGAAAGCUCAAGUGAGAAUUCUACUGCGUCUACUGUGUGUGUGCUGUGCUAAGCAUAGUUUUUCACUUCCGUUUAUGUCAUGUCGUAGGGCUCUCACAAUGGAUUACUCUUGCCCCAGUGUCACUGCUAUUGUUGCAUCAACUCGGGUGUUCCGAGAUUCCUCCUAAAAAUAAGCGGGGACAAAUGUCUUUAGACUGUGUCGCUUUCGUAUGUUCUCAUUUUGUGCCUUUUUUUCCAUGUAUUUCAGCCAAAUAAAAAUAACGUGCACAUGUUUUUUUAUAACAAAGCCAUGACCAGUAUCGAUAUGUGCGUUUGCACGCAGACUGUUAAGGUGUUGACGCAUCAGGUGUAAAGCACAUUAUUCAGCAUUAACAUUCCUUGCGAUUAGACGCGUUGCAUAUUUAAAUUUCAAUUACAUCCUACUGUGAAAAUAAAAUACCCAUUUCUCCAAAUGUCUAAUAGUGAGUAUUAGGUUAUACUAGAAGUAUGGGGAGUGUGUAGACAUCUACAAUAGCCGUGUAUGUUUCCAGUUAUGCACGUAAUUCUUAGGUACUAUGAUGCCUGAAAUGGUUGCUAGAUUUUAUUUAGUACAACGUUACAAAUAUGUGGUAUAUUUGAAUGGAUAUAAGCUAUCUUCAGACACCACAUCACUAGCACGUCAAUUUGAUUAAAUCGCAUGUUUUAAGGAUUUUACUAAUUUAAACAGAUCUGUUCAGCGGUUUAAUAGUAAUGUUAUUUUUCGUUCCACGCCGUCCCUCCUCGGAUACUGACUCCCAUUUCCACUCCUCUCUUCAAAUAAUCUUGUCCAGUGCAUCAGACCGCUGCUGUCACUCAUGACCACAGUAUUACAUAUUGUAAACGACGUAUAUUAUUCCAUGUAGCCUUCCAAUAUGUAACAACAUCACUUUGUUGACAUUUAGACAAGUGUGUGUCUUUUUUAUUGACCUCUUGCUGCCUUUCGGUUGCGGCUUGCUCAAUUCAUUCAAACGUUUUGAUUGAGAGUAAAAUCGAUUCAGUUGGACUGUAGCAAGUUAUGGGCGCUCGCACUUGCGCCAGAGACAAUGCCCAUAACCGCAUGCGCGUUUAACUACAUUAAGGCAUACCGAUGAUCCAGUGACCUAAUCCCCAAGAUCCAAUAACGGUAUUAAUUAGUAAAGCAUAUGUUUCGCAUGCGAUUUACAGGGGAACAUGGAGAAAUUGUAGAUCGGCAUGAGUAAGCGGUAGCGUCGUCGACCACUGGGACAUCUACCACAGCCUGCCAGUGUAGGCUGAAUGCGGCCAAAGAAAUCAUUCAUGCAUAAAAAUGCAAUUUGGUCAAGGAAGAGAGCACGACAUUUGGUACAUAUAAUACAUACGAGAUGUUCAUCUAAACGAGUCUUGAGCAUGCGUUGCAGUGAUCUUUUUUGGAGGUAAGCAAAAUUGCAUUUGGAGAGGCGGAGCAACAGUGGCGCUGGCGUUCAACAAAUAUUUGUCAUCCGUCUUCGUGUCAUCAAUUAGGUCAGCGUCUUUGGUGACUUAUCAGAUGCAGUAGGGGUGGGCAAUCUCCAUCGGAUUACACUUUCCCGUAUAGGAUCAAAGGACUGAAGUAGACUGCUAACUGUCCGUGGACGCGCUGAAGAAACAAAAUUCAAGGCUUUGACGGAAAUGUCUCAGGGUCAACUAGAUUGCAAGUCAUUUCAGCCAGAUAUAUUGAGGAAUGACUGGGCAGGCGACACUUUCUUGGAGAAGAGGGUGAAUGCCUCUGCUAAAACAAAAAUAGGCUUUUGAGGAAGAGGGCCAAUAUUUACUAGGGAAGUAUCCACCUCCGUGAGAGAGGAGUUACGGGAGCGAAGUGCGUCAUCAAAUGCGGACUGUCUUAUCAUUUAGUUCAAGUGGCCACUCUGAAUCCCAAAGGCAUAAAAUGUGUCCUCCCUCCUCUUAUAUCUGUAUUUCAAGAAAUAGCCCGUUAUAAAAAAAAUUUCGCUUCUUAAAGAACAUAAAUAUUCCGUAGAAAGUUACGUUGUUACGCCAAAUGUUAGAAAUACGGUACCGUUAAGUUUUAAAAAGACCGGUUCUCCCUCAGUAUCUCGCAUUCAGGUUCAUGUGCAUAUAAUUUGUCGCUUGAGAAGUCAGCGCCUUGUAAACAGUUCUGGGGAUCAACCUGAACAAUUGUUAAUAAAAUGGAGAAUGUUAGAAGGACGUUAAAAUAAACUCGGCUUAUUUACAACCAAAAAAUUUUGCUUCUGUUUUACUUCGUUAAAAUAUUAUUAGGCAACUGUUCAUUGGACGGGGAAUUUCAUGAUACAUCACUAUUUUUCUAAGUGCAUAUCAAAUAUGCACAAACCAAAUCAGCAAUUUCGAUAAUUCUAGUAAGGAGCCGUGUGCUGCCAGCAAUAUCCAGUGUAUAUAAGAUUAUUAUGGUUAAAAUAACACAGAAAUUUUACUUAACCAUGCGCAUGAAAAUAACGCCAAAGAAGGUUGUUUAUUUGAUGCAAGUGGAAAGUCCGUCCACCAGCAGAUGUAUCGUUUUAACAUAAAGAAUCACGACCCCUCAUUCAUUCCCAUGGCUACCAUCAUAAUCGCUGCAUUGUUCAAUGUGCACAAGUUGACACAAUACGUUGUUUAAAUGCUUUACUCUUUUAUCAUAUAAUUGCUAUUUGCACCUAGAAAAUUGCUUUAAAAGGGGCCAUUUCAUGUAGCAAUUAACACUUGCUUGAAAUAAACGAAACUUAUGCGAAUCAGGAUGGAAGAAUAAUAAACUUGAAUUAUAGUGACGGUUUUUCAGCAGCUUUUGCAUUUGUCAAAGUGCAAAGGCGAAAUAUAUUGCUAGAAAAGAAAGUUAAAAUAUGACUAGAGGAUUCGCCGUGUGUAUAGAGGGUCAAAGACUGUUAGAGUUGUAAAUCUUUGUAGCCAUAGUUUAAAUACAAAACCUAAUCCACACAUGCACGCCAGAAAUGUAAGUAUGGAUAAUGACACUACACAAGACGAUAAACAAUUAUAGAAAGAGACAUUUACUGCGUUCACCAGCGUCACACCCGGUCUUUGUGGCUAUUUGCCCUUAAUAGUUUGGCUGAAAAAUGUCAUAAAGCACAGCCUCUUUUUAUAAAACUGCAAAUUUAUUUGAACACAGCUAAUACACAUUUCUCAUCUACAAAUGCAGUAUAGUUGCGAUGCAAAUGUAAAUAAGAUAAUCGCUGUUAAUCUUCAGCCACAUACGUUGCAAAUGCUGCAAUCAUUUGUCGGGUCAUAUAUGACUUACAUCGUCACCUGUACUAUCGAUGGGCAGGUCAAUCAUGUGGAUGGCUUUUGACGAAGAUGAUGCGACUUAAUUAUUCCGUCUUUAUAAAUUUUGUUUUUGACAAUUUUAGUUAGGGACAGUCAUAGUCAAUGUCCUCUGACGCUCGCACCAGCAUAGCAAAACUUCUCUGUUCAUAUGUUUGGAAUAAAACGAUUAACAAUCCUGUAUAUAUGCCAAACUAUAGCGUAGAUUAUCUGUUUCUGUGUUACGCAAAAUGCAAUGAUGAAUGCAUGCAUUGAAAAACCCAACAAAUGGAUGCAGACAAGUUGUUUUCGAAAACAACGCAGUGUCUGAACAGAUGUCGUCGGGCGUACGGGUGUCUUGUCUGACUUCGAAAUUGCUUUUACAUAUCUUCCCUCAUUCAGUAUGAAAUGUAAUUCACCCUCUACUGGCGUGGAUCAAGUUUCUAAUGGCUGACCGGCUAGGACGGGUUGGCUAUGGCAUGGAAGGGGGAAGUAUGCAUAGGUUGGAGCAUGUAGUCAUUGUCCCCAGGGCUCUUAAUGCUUAUUUCUCGUUAUAAGCAAUUGACGUGUCCUUAACCUAUAAUAAUUCUCCGGUUGCCGUUGCUUGGAGAUAAUUCAUUUUUCUCAACAAUGGAUGUCAGGCUGUGAUAGAUGCUUCUUAAUGUUAUUUCUACGGCAUUCCCAUUCAGUACGAUCCGAAUCUGGUCCAUCGUGCGCGGACUAGGCGAGUAUGUGUCAUUGCUGUUCAGCAAUGUCAGCCACGAAUCCUGAUACUAUCUUAAAUCCUUCUGUCAUUACGACCCAUUGCAUUACUAACUCCCCCACCCCAAACUCAGGCUCAAGCUCUGUAGAUUAAUUUUGUUUUUAAAUGUUACGUCCUGUGAAGAGAUAACUGAUUUUUUUCAACACUGUGGUUCAGGCUGUUAUAGUUGCUUCCUCAUGUGGCUUCUACAGCACUCCAAUUAAGUAAGAUCCUACGAGAAUGUGUCAUACACAGGCGGGCUGUUUAGCAUAGCGUCCGCCACUUUGCCCGAUACCGCCUCAGAUCCUUCUGACUCGGUCCUCUCAACGAGGUCAGAUGGGUGUGGGACGAGUGAGACAACAUGUUGUGGAGCACACAGCGGAAAUCGUUCCUCAUCAUGGUAUAAAUGUCAUUAUGACCCAUUGCAUAAAUAACUCCCCCUUUUCGGGCUUACGCUGAGUAAAUGCAUUUCAGUUUAAAAGCAUAGCCUGAUGGCUUAAUGCUUCAACUCAAUACUUCAACUAAUGCUUCAACUGGAAACUUUGUAGACAUCAAAUCAGGCUUCACUUCGGACUAAAUACGUCUGAUCAAAUUGUUUGUCACCAAGCGGCUGGAGUGAAUUGUGGUCCAAAGUAAACUCUCAUUAUCUUAUUCUUAUGCAGUACGAGGAACUUCCUAUGAGCACUGAGUAAUCUGCCUUAUGAAACAGGCAUUAAUAUAUGAAACGUCACAAAAAAUGCUGAUAUAAGCCAAAAAGCAAUCAACUUGAUAUUAAACGAACCAUAAACAAACUACAGAAAAACGGAAUUGCAAAAAAUUAUAAUGUCGCGUAUUUGAGAUUGCGACGGCCGAACUGGCUUUAUGACUCUUCUACAAAUUAUCUUCCCCCAACCUCAAACUCGCCAUGGAGAGCAAAAUAGUUAGGGUCUUUUCUCCACCUAGACUAUUGUGGCAGACUCCUACGGUUUAAAUCACUCACGUUACAAAAAUAUAAUCAAGUAUUCACUAUUUCUGUCCUGGGAAGUCCUUCUAAUCGACAAAUUGUUUUUUUAAAAAUAAAAAACAGGCCUCGAUUACAACGCACAGGUAAAGCGGCUUUUUCGGAGUCAGCCAUUUAGGGUGAAUGUAAGUACAGAGCAUAAACACAGACUGCAAUGGGCCUAUGUAGAACGAGACCUUUUCUAUGCAACCCCCUGCCUGACAUCAUAUUUUGUGUGUGCAGAUGUUAUUAAUCCAGCAAUAGGAAUGGUUUUUGAGAGACAAUCAGAGAAAAAAACUGUACCGGUCCGCCAUAAAGUCUCGGAAAAAUCAAAUCCCUGGCAAACACCAACAUGUCUAAAGGCAUUGAAGACUAUCGUGAAAUUAACAGGUCUCCGGCACUUUAACAGAUCUGGUCAACAUUUUGCACACCAGAAAUGCCAACAACGGUGACAAUUAAAAGCACAUGGGCUGUGAAAAAGGCUGAGAACAAAACAUCGAAUCUUGAUACUAUGCUUAAUUUCCAACUAUAGCAUUUGUCCUAAGUGAGAAUUGCUUGCCCGUUGGCGACUCGUUGUAUCCUCUAUCAUGCUAAUACGGUUGUUCCUAAUAUUGCAUCUCGUCUAGAACCAUCCAACACUAAAACCUUGGCCUGCUUAUUCCGCAAAUUAUUGGAGUAACCUUAGUAAUAUUCGUCUGCUGUGGUCUUCAAUGACGUUUUACUAGGGAGUAAGUCACUGCAAAGUAACCCCUUUUAUAACUGCACGUGGAAGCAGGGGAGAGUAUGUCGUAUAAUCUACACCUUAUCGAAAAACAUCUUUUAACGUCGUUUUUCUAUCAAACGCGCAAUGAUGCUCUUAUGUAAAGGCGUAAACCUCCUAAAAAGGCUUCCACACAAGGGCAUGGUAUUCUAGGUUCAGCCAUGAUUGUUAUAAGCGCCGCCUCGGUAUCAAGUAAAUCAGUGGAGUAGUCCUCAACGUAUGCUUAUUGAUGUCCAAAGGACUUACUAUAUUAACCAAAUGCACAUCUACAAAUUAUCCUCUCCUAAUUGCAAACCCGCCAUAAAAAACAACAUUUUUGGUUUUUUUCCUUCAUCUUAACUAUUGCGACAGACUCCUAUGAUUUCAAUCACAUAAGUUGCAAGAACGUCAUAACAAAAUCACUAUUUCUGUCAUUGCAAGUCCUUUUUUUAUUAACAAAAUGUAUUUUUAAAUAAAAAAACAGGGUUGGAUUCCAAUGGACAUUUAAAGCAUAUAUGCGACACCGAGCACAAACAACAUGGGGCGUAUGUAGAACGAUAUUCCUGCUAUGUAAACCAACUGUCAGAUAUCAUCUUUCAUCUGUGCAAAUGUUUUUAAUCGGGCAAUAAGCAUGGUUUUAGACAGACGAUGAGAACAUGAAUAUAGCUGACUGUUAUACAGUCACGGAAAUAUCAUGUCACUAGCAAACACCAGCAUAUCUAAAGGCAUUGAAUACUAUCGUGAAAUCUACAGGUAUCCGCCACCGGGACAUAUUUGGUCAAUUAUCUGCACACCAAAAUACCGGAAACGGUGACAAUUAGUGGCAUAUUGGCUGUAAAAAUGCUACAAAAAACACCGGAUCGUGAUUAUAUGCUUACUUUCCAACUAUAGCAUUUGUCCCAAGUAAGCAUUGCUUGCCCGUUGGCGACGCAUCUUAUCCUCUAUCGUGCUAGGACAGUUGAUUCUAAUAUUGCAUCUCGUAUAGAAUCAUGCAACACUGAACUGUUGGACUGCCUAGUCCGUAAUUUAUUUGAGCAACCUGAAUAUAAUUCGUCAGCUGUGGCCUUCGACGGAAUCUUGCUUGGGAGUAAGUAACUGCAAAAUAUCUUUUUUAUAACUUCACAUGAAGGCUUCCAAACAAGGGCGUGGAAUUCGAGAGUAAGCCGUGUGGGCAAGUGUGCACAACACAUUAAAUUAAUGCGAGGUACAUGUCCAUAAUGUUGAUAUAAUGCAAGAUCUUAGUUGAAACAUGCCUGCCUCAUGCUGCCUUGCUUUAUUGGUAGGCGUUCAAACCUGCUACCGCGUUAGAGGUCAUUUGAUUGGUUCAUGUUUCAUUCCGAACAUUGUUUUUAACGUCAAUCAAGCCUAUUUUGGUAACGUUAUGUGCGUCAGUCAGACGAAUUCAGAAAAUGUAUAAAUAUAGGAAACCUAGAAGCGUUUCACUUACACAAGAAGUCUAGAAAGUAAGUUACAGCAGCAUCAUGCUCCGACAUCGUCCCGAUCUUGGGUGAUUGUAUCGUGCGCAUUUAUAUUAUAAUAUUUCAUUGCACUGAUAGUAACUUUACCGCAUUUUAGUGCCAUUAUUUACACUUGGCAUUUUGUGCGCAUUCUUCAUUAUAACAUUUGGUAAGUACCUUGACAAUAUUAGAUGUUCCUUAAUAACUUGGUUCGCCAUAAUUUUCGAAAAAGAAUCAAUCGUGUGUACCUGAAUGCUUGUUUGCCUAUGCUAACUUCUAGGUAAUUACGAUAACACUUUCCAUGUACAACCGAAUGCAAACUUUACAGUCAUGUGGCUUUCUGCAGGAAAGCCGACAGUGAGUCUCCAUAUCCAUGCGAUAAGCUGUCUUUGUCUAAAAUUUUAAGCUUUUUAAUUUUUAAAAUUGUCAUUUGGUAUGGUGCUUUUGUAGUCAGUUAUGCUAGGGAAUAUGUCAGUUCCGCAAGGCGACCGCUCAAAUCCUUGCAAAGUUGGAGAAUUCUGCUGGCAGUUGCUGAGUGGUAAGUAUUUGCUCACAACAGGUCUUCCUUUCGAUCAAGUGUCAUCCUAUAACUCCCUCCUAUUUGACACUUCUGAUUGUUAAGAUGAAGUUGACAAAUUUAAAGCCAGCUAUAAAAACAUGCGUUUGCUUUUUAGAUAAGCAAUACUCAUCGCUUCAGACACAAUCAGUGCCUGGAAAUGGAAUUAUUUUUUUAACAGCAAAUGAUAGCCGUCAUUCCACUUCUGAAAUUUUCGUCAAAAGUAUUAACGGAUCUUCGCCAAGUAAAUCCGAUAUGUUUAUAUAAUAUUUUGUAUGCUAUGCAGGUUACAUUAUACAAUCAUAUUUUACUGAUAAUUUUUAUUGUAUAAUUUAGGGCGGCAUAUGUCGGUAUAAGCGUUUGCCAAGAACUAGACACCUAAAACUGUAGGCGGUUUGCUCAAGUGCGCUUGGAAUGCAUCCAGUGACUAUCCGUCGUAUUUGAGUUCCCCAAGCGAAUAAAAACACAAAAACGGGUUUCGCAGUCGAGCGCUAGCAAUGGAAUAACGACAAUUAUGACCGCGGUGACAGUUCGACCAUCGGUUUCGAUGAUGUCCACCGUGUGCUCCACAGUUGCAGCAGCAAUGGGAUCAGGGACGGUGACUUACGCAGGGGUUUAUAGUGCCGGUAGACUUGCGUAGCAUCUACCUACACUCUCUCCUCCUCCCUCGCCCAAGCCAGGUGUCAAGACGGAGUCAAGAAGACCGGAGACGAAGGAGGCCGCAGAUGGAUGGCUCGGACGGAUCCUCACCUUGGCGUUCCAUCACACCGCCUGGUCCACACAACAAAUGACCAGUAUUUUAACCAGCACAACAGAUAUUGGAGGCUGCCACGACCGAAGCCGCACCUAGGCAUGCCACCAACGCGGUAGAAGGAUUAUUGCAGCAUAAAUGGCAGGCAUGAGGGCAACAACUCUCAGGUCUGGUCAUAUAAGUGUGGGGUUGUAGGGUAGAUUAAACAGAUGGUAUCGCCAGUCCGAAAGAAAUAAGGGCGCAUUAAAUGUGCCACCAGACUGACGUCAGAUACUUUCAAAAGAUGCAAAAGGUCAUAGGAACUUUCUGUAUUAUGAAGUGUAUUCUUACAAACGAUUUAAAUUGCCUAAGACCAAAUAAGACUUUGUAACCCGGGAUGGGAAUAUUUAAAAUAGCGGAAGAACACCUUUCAAAACACGAUUGUUGAUUUUUUUUCGCAAAUAUAAACGAAAUUAUUGCAUAUUUCGGGAACGUUAAAAACCUGUUUAACAUGCAGAUUCAACGUUCCCGGAAGAAGUGGGUUCACGUGGAGAGCUUCAUAUAG